AUGGAGUCGAAUGCGAUAGACAAGCGUGAAGAAUUAAAGGAAGUAGACCUUGGAUCUACACUUGAAGAAACUUCUUACGAUAUUUUAAAUAAAAUGGAAACAUUUGUUUAUUUAAAUAAAACUGUGAUUGAUCAUAAUAUUGAGUCAAAUAAAACUUUGAUUGAUAAUUAUAUUAAUACACAUAAAACUGUGAUUGAUCAUGAUAUUGAGUCAAAUAAAACUGUGAUUGAUAAUGAUAUUAAGCCAAACGAAACUGUGAUUGGUCAUAUUGAGCCAAAUGAAACUGAAAUGAAGACUGAUAUCAUGUAA
Brassicogethes aeneus is the source of this 309-nucleotide messenger RNA. NCBI's taxonomy places the organism in Eukaryota, Metazoa, Arthropoda, Insecta, Coleoptera, Nitidulidae. The record is from the annotation of a GenBank genome assembly.